UGAAGCGCCGAGGGAACGCUCGGCUCGUGCAGCGCUCCCGUUGCUAGGAGGCGCUGUUGGGAGCCUCGGCCGGCAGGAGACGAUGAUGACCGUGAUGCUGGUCAAAGUAACCGUGGCCAGGAGGAGAGACGCUAAACCAUGCCGCUAAACGCCCCCCUCUCUGAGCAUCUCAGCGAGAUUAUCCUGCGUCUAACCCUCUGCGUCGGGUCAAAGGGAAAGAGGACAACGCGCUGUUUUCCCGUCUGAAGUGCAGCCGGGUGACAAGGCUACAUGCUGUGUGUUUCCUGCCCAGAGUGUGGGUGUGUCGUCGUCCAGGGAUGGAGAGCUACGAGGAGUUCUGUUUGCGGAGUUUGGCCAUGCUGCAGGAGGGGAAACUCAAGAAGAAGACGCUUUGUUCCCUGAAAGCUCGCUCUGUCAUCCGCUUUCAUGGCAGAUCUAUACUUUUGCCUCUGCUGAGUGCAGAGCAGCAUGCCGAGAUGUACGGCUACCGGCAGAGGGCGAUCCAGCUGGAGCAGAACAGAGAGAACCUGCAGAGAAACAAGCUUUUGGCCAGAGUUCAAAACAUACUGGAUCAAGCUCAGGUGCCAGAAGCUCCAUGUGAGAAAAAUACGGAGCUGAUAGUUUGUAAAUCUGCGACUGUCAGCGGCUACACUUUGGUCACCGACUCACCAGGGCUUCCCAAAACUGCUGGAUUUAGGUCAGAGGUUGUAGAGCCAGCCUCUAAACCAAACUCUGAGACUCGCAUAAUCAAUGGUUAUAAAGAAGAGGAGGCUUUAAAGGUGGAGAAUCAAGAGAAGAGUGAAGAGGAGGAGGAGGAGGAGGAGGACGACGAUGAGGACAUAAGCUUGGACAGCCUUCUUAAGAGAUCAAGGGAGUAUGUGCGGCGGGAGCAGAAUCAGCAGAGAUCAGCAGAAGUGGUUGACCCAAUCAGCAAGACUUCCCCAGCAGAGACUGUUUCUCACAGACAGCAGCUGAGGUGUAGCCCCAUCAGCAACACAGGAGUUACAUUUGGAUUCAGUCUGCAUCAUAGCCCAGACGGCCCAUCAACAAUUCAGCAGCAGCCUCUUUAUGACGCCUGUCCCCAAAACUCCUCCCCCCUCUCACCCCUUAAACCAGAGCAAAAUGCCCGUCUCCCUAGUCCGGAAUCCUGCAUCAGCCUCCGUUCUUGUAGGCGUAAACCACGGCCAGUUUCCACUGGGAACAUCCACAUCUCGUUUCCCAUCGGCCCCGCAGAUCUUAUCCCUCGAAGUCCGGUGAGGUUAGAGGGCGGGGCUGGUCAGGUGGACUGGUCAGAGGCUGGUUCCCUCUGCAGUCGGGGCUUAGAGGGGAGGGACGGCAUGCGUCGGUCCAGUCACUGCAGUACCACUCCAGUACAGGAGAACAAAAAAAGCCCUGUGAGUGCCUCUUUACCCAGCUCCAUGACCCACCACGAUCAGCUGCCUUUAGGGUUUCGCCGGCGCUGCCACACACUGGACAGCCAGCUAAAUACCUACCAGUCUGGAGCUGAGCAUGUUGACCGAAGCCAGGAAAGGGUUCCUCGCUUUAUGGCGGGCGUUACGUGUCUAGCUCCAAGUAGACGCACCCCUGCAGCCCCUUUAAAUCAAUUGUUCAAGGUAGAAAGCCCUUCUCCAUGUGUGCUGAGGCAUCAUGGGAGUUCCGAUGGGUUCCAGGGGCCAAACAAUAACCAGAAAACACCAGCUGCUCUGAAAAAUGCAGCGGAAAUCAAAUCAGAGGAGACCCAGUGGCUUGCACACGCUCUGGAGGACAUGCAGAGGCGUUUAGAGGAGGAACAUGCCCUGCAGAUGUCCAUGCUGCUGGCUGAGCAGGAAAAGGAGCAACAACGCCUCCAUCUGGAUCUUGAGGAGACAGAGAGAAGACUGAAGGAGCAGGAAUGUGUGAGGCUGACAAGUGGGGACACGUUUGAUUGGAGCUACAGGUCUGUGAGUGGCAGCUGCCCCAUUAUGAGCCCCUCCUGUCCAGGACUGAGCCCCAUUCACACACCAUCAGAGAGAUCAUCUGGACGCACUUCAGGUUUUCCCAGUCCGGUUACUUCUAGUGUGAUGUGUCACCCCGUCCAGCCUGCUGUUUAUCUGCGAGGAUCUUUAUGGACAGCAAACAAAUCCAGAGCGAGGCUAAGUUUGGUUCUAACAGCAGAGCAUCAGAAAGCGUUUUGUCGGAUCGGCGCCAUGAUUCGUGGCUUCCUCAUUCGCAGACUUCUCAAAACAGAGAAGGUGAAACAUCUGCGCCAAACCAUUCUGGAUACGCAAGAAUUCAUUCGAUCCUUUGAGACUGAAGCUGGACAGAAGAGAGGGACCUACACAGCACAAGAUCUCUCCCUGCAGGAGCGAGUCAGAGCCCAGUUACGUGCCGCCCUUUAUGACGUCCAUGAGAUCUUCUUUGAAAUGCCUUUGAGGGACCGAUUGGCGCUUCUGCAGCAGGACAGGGAGCUCCGCGCAGAGAGGAAGCUUCGAGAACUGGAGAAAGCCAAAUCCCCCAAAGACAGAAUAUCUCUGUCUGCUGCCACACAGAGGUCAAUGGACAGGAAGAAGAAGGCCGGCGAAUCCCCAGCACCGGUCAGAAAGGCGCAGCACAAGCCAAAAAGCCCCAUCACCAACAGAGUUCUGAAGCAAAGUCAGAACCAGACCUCCUCUUCUCUAGGCCAGCUGAAGCGCCAAGGGAGCUGGUACAGAAAGACUCCAGAAGAGAGAGUUAGGCGCUGGGACACCAUGAAGAAGCAGAACUCUUUGGGUUAACGGACACAUUAAUGCCUGAUCUGUAAACUUGAAUUUUUAUUCUUUUAAUACAAAUCUUGUACAAGUAAAAACCAUCAAUGUCAGCGCUGCUAAUUUUCACUACAGUCUGUGUGUUCCCCAUCACACCGUAGCUUACUGGUAAAGUAUUGUAUACGAUUUUUUAUUGUUGUUCCCUGCUGAAACUGUUCUUUUUUUUAUAUAAACACCUGAUUGUGUAACACGAAUGUAAUGCAUGUGGAGUAGUUUAAUAAGUGGGCUGGUGUAUAAUUGUGAAAGAGAGGCAGCUGCUCGCUGGCUGAAUGUAAGUCCGAGCCAAGAGACAACAAGUUAGUGCCUGAGAACUCCACCUUGCUGCCAGCAUGUCUGUUCUCUGUGUAUCUGCUGUGACUGCAAACACUAAGUGCUUGUGGGGGUAAGAAUAAAAUAUAAAAAUGAGUCUUGAUAAUGUACUUUUCUUAGUAUUAUAGUACACAGUUCAUUGCAAAUAUA
This is a messenger RNA of Fundulus heteroclitus (mummichog), 3242 nucleotides long. Its product is annotated as centriolar coiled-coil protein of 110 kDa. Gene Ontology annotation, molecular function: protein binding. Lineage: Eukaryota; Metazoa; Chordata; Actinopteri; Cyprinodontiformes; Fundulidae. Gene Ontology annotation, cellular component: centriole. Bases 318 to 2753 code for a protein of 811 amino acids. Gene Ontology annotation, biological process: centrosome duplication; regulation of cytokinesis; centriole replication. The transcript has 14 exons. The record is from RefSeq and is a predicted model, not a curated record.